AUGGAGACGGUGCCCAGUGCUGGCGAGGCAGCACAGAACGGGAGUCGUCGCUGGAGGGAGCGGAAGACAUCAAGUCAGCGUCCCAGCAGGAUCCUGACGUUGACACGACUGCCCCUGUCAUCCGUUGCCCUGGGAAGGCCCCCGGCGGCUUUCGGUCUGGGGCUCUUCCCAGUCAUGCGAGCGUUUGUGUACAGCUUCUGUGUGGACUUCAGCCUCCAUUUCCCCGGGGAGAACUGCACGAUCCUCGGGGAGCUGGUGAGGCUGCAGGCCCAGAAGUCCUGCCUGCUGGGGUUCAGCACGCGUGCCGACUCCGUGCUGGAGAUGAACAUGGCCAAGACCAGCCAGGUGGUGGCCACUUUCCUAGAUGAGCUGGCCCACAAGCUGAAGCCCCUCGGGGAGCAGGAGCCCGUGAUCCUGGAGCUAAAGAAGGCCGAGUGCCAGAGGCGGGGCCUGCACUCUGACGGGCCCAUCAACACCUGGGACCUGCACUACUACAUGAACCAGGGGGAGGAGACGCGCUACCACGAGGACCAGUACCUGCUCAAUGAGUCCUUCCCCAUGCAGGUGGUCACGCGCGGGCUGCUGGGCAUCUCCCAGGAGCUGCUGGGGCUGACCUUCGACCUGGAGGAGGGCACCAACGUGUGUCACGAAGACAUGAGGCUCUACACGGUCCGGGACGCGGCCUCGGGCAAGGUCUUCAUCGGCAAGUUCUACCGGGACCUCUACCCUCGGGAAGGGAAGUCCGGGCACGCGGCCUGCUUCGGCCUGCAGCCGGGCUGCCUGCCGCAGGAUGGGAGCCGCCAGAUCGCCAUCGUGGCCAUGGUGGCCAACUUCACCAAGCCCACGCCCGACCCGCCCUCCCUGCUGCAGCACGAUGAGCUGGAGACCUACUUCCACGAGUUCUGGCAAGCGAUGCACCAGCUCUGCUCCCAGGUGGGUGAGGGCGCGGGGCUGCGGGCAGGGGCCGGGGAGGGCCCGGGAGCGCGUGGUCCUCAGGCAGGCCCUCACCACGGGAUUCUUCCGCUCAUGUCACCCCGCACGUGGCGACGCCCUCGGUGUCAGCUUCCAUCAUCAAAGCCUACGCACUGGAUGCAGUUGCCUUUAAAAAAGAAAAAAGAAAAGAAAGGCACGUUGCCUGCGAGUCUGGUGACAGCCGGUGAUGAGAACCAGAGGGAAGGCUCUGGGGCCGGGGGCACCGCACCCUGUGAGGCCUUGGCGCUGCUGCCAGUCUCGGUGGGGCACGGGCAGCACCGUCCCACAGGGGCUGCCGGACAAGCUCAUCAAGUCCGGCAGGCCAACCCAGGUGCGGCCGGGCGGAGGGAAGGGAAGGGGGCGCCCGGACCGCCCGGCUGGAAAGCACGGCCUGGACACAGUGCCAUCCCCCCGUCUCCUUCCUCCCGCCCCCCAGGCCUCUUCAACCUGCGCCAGAUCGUCCUGGCCGACGUGGACCAGGCCCUGCACACGCAGACGCCCGCGGACCUGGCCCAGGAGAAUGCCCGCCUCUGCCAGGAGAUCCUCGGGGGCCCAGCCAUGCCAGGGACCCACCUGCCUGCGACCCUCGGCCGCCUGGCAGGAAGAUACAACGCCCAGUCCUAUGGCUACCUGUGCAGCGAGGUGUACUCCGCGGACACGUUCCACACACGCUUCAAGCAGGAGGGCGUCCUGAGUGGCAAGGUUGCCAUGGACUACAGAAGCUGCAUUCUGAGGCCAGGCGGCUCCUAGGAUGCCAAGGGCAUGGUGAAGCUCUUCCUGGCUUGCGACCCCACGCAGGAUGCCUUCCUCCUGAGCAAAGGGCUGCAGGUUGAGGGCUGCAAGCCGCCGGCCCGCUGACGGCACGGGGUUCUGUCCACCCAGGCGGGCCCGGUGCCUUAGCGCCCCACCGGGGCGGGGGAGGGGCCGCGUGUCCUCCCAGCCCCUGAGUCCCUGGCCGCCGGCCUCGGCCAAAAGUCUCCACCUGGAC
This is a messenger RNA of Eubalaena glacialis (North Atlantic right whale), 1960 nucleotides long. RefSeq names its product thimet oligopeptidase-like. The record is from RefSeq and is a predicted model, not a curated record. Gene Ontology annotation, cellular component: mitochondrial intermembrane space. NCBI's taxonomy places the organism in Eukaryota, Metazoa, Chordata, Mammalia, Artiodactyla, Balaenidae. Gene Ontology annotation, biological process: peptide metabolic process; proteolysis. Gene Ontology annotation, molecular function: metalloendopeptidase activity.